AUGGAAAUCUCAUUCCAGAUCUUGGAUCAAAUGGGAACAACGGGCAGGAUAGGCAUAUCAGCAGAUGCAAGCUGCCAAGAACUGACCCACAUAGGUGCCGCUACUACAACUCUACAUUACAAACAGGAUCACAAAAUACAUCCACAAUGUGACUUCCCUGAUUAUCUACAUGCAAGAAAAGGACGCGUUCUGAAAUCUUGGGAAUCCAUCGUGACUGGUCGACGAAAUGUCAUUCAUGAUGGUUACUGGAUAGCAUCGUAUAAGGCGAAGAACGACUCAGUAUGGACGUGCUUGGAAAAUCGACAAUUUGAGAAUUUCUUGAUUGUUCGAGCUUAUGUUCGCCGAGGAUGUCAAACCGGUUAUCAAUGUAUAAAGUUUCAUCGUCGAGGACACCAUCUGGUUCAGCUAGGAUUUGGACAAAUUAGCCAAAAUGAAUAUGAAGACUGCACGGAAAUGGACAUAGAAACGCGUGAUACAUUGGUGCUCCAUGGUGCACAGGAGGAGUGUCUUCUACGAGGUCGAUACUCAACGAGCACUUGUCCAGAUCCGUUGCUGUACAUAGGAUGUAACAAACCUGAUGAAGUCCAGAUUUCCAAAGAAUGCAAAGGAGCACGAAAAGAUAUUGACAACUAUUCUUGCGCUGCACACUUUGAUGAUGGAGAUGACCAUUACUUGAUAGUUAGAGAUGAUCUCUCAAGUCAGCUCCAAUGCUUGAAAAUACACACAUCCAACAAUGUUUCUGUAAAAAUUUUCGAUCACAUCGCAUGUGAUCCGCACUCUACUAGAGCUUCACCUCCCUCUGUUGUGAUGAAUAUGUCGAAAACAGAAAGAUGUGAGUCAUCUCUCCUCGCUGGAUUUUUGUACUACUCAAAAAAUUCUGGAAUAAAUGAUCUGCUACUUUCCCUUCAGUCGAGCUUACUCAUCUUAGUCAUGCUUUCAUGA
This is a messenger RNA of Cylicocyclus nassatus, 942 nucleotides long. The record is from the annotation of a GenBank genome assembly. Lineage: Eukaryota; Metazoa; Nematoda; Chromadorea; Rhabditida; Strongylidae.